This is a messenger RNA of Mizuhopecten yessoensis (Yesso scallop), 1605 nucleotides long. RefSeq names its product carcinoembryonic antigen-related cell adhesion molecule 5-like. The transcript is spliced from 7 exons. The record is from RefSeq and is a predicted model, not a curated record. The coding region runs from base 124 to 1605 and encodes 493 amino acids. Lineage: Eukaryota; Metazoa; Mollusca; Bivalvia; Pectinida; Pectinidae.
GACCCCGUAUUUGACUUGAUAUGUUUCUACAGAGUUAAUUAUUUGUGUUUGUGAAAUACAACAUCGGAAUCUCACGAAGUGCCGCUUAUAUAAUGUAAUUACAUGACGGAUAAUUAGCCCGACAUGUUAUUUCUACUGCUCGUAUUCCUGUCAUCGUCAGAUGCUGUAACACUGACCGGGUCGUCUGAGUACGCUGUCCCCGGGAGUGAGUUUACACUGAGGUGUGACGUACCAGAGGAAGCAAGCCAAGUCGAGUUGCACCGCCGCGAUGACGUAACUGCUAUACAAGGUAGUAUACAAGUACGUGAUGGUCAGUGCUACAACACCUCUACUACUACUCCUGUCCUCUGUAGCCCGGCUAUCUGUUCCUGUACUACCACCCCGACUGACUAUGGUACAGAGUUCCAGUGGAUCAUACAGCCACAGACAUUGGACCUUGGAUCUCUGUGGUAUUGUAUUCGUGUCAACGUAAGGCUACCUGAUGCUGACCGGGUCGUAAACAGUCCUGACUAUGCACUUAGCGUGGCAGGUGGUCCACGAACUGUUAGACUGUCCCCACCGGCCAUUACUUACACCAGGACUGACGGGGAUAUGCUACCGGACAUCACCUGUACAGCUUACUGUAUACCUGGCUGUGCAUUUGUCUGGACUAAACCUGACAACACCAACUUUACUGCCUCAGCUGUGUUAUCACUGGGACAACUGGACAGAUCAGAACAGGGAACAUACAUAUGUACUGUUUGUAAUAUCUACGGAUAUUCAACUAUAUCAGCUGUGGUGACAGUACAGUACGGUCCUGAUACUGUUACCCUAUCCCCACCUGACACUUUCUACACCAGGAAUGAGGGGGACACGUUGCCGGACAUCACCUGUACAGCUGGCUGUAGACCUGGCUGUACCUUUGUCUGGACAAAACUUGAUUACACCAACCUUCCUGCCUCGGCUGUGUUGUCACUGAGACAACUGGACAGAUCAGAACACGGAACAUACAGAUGUACGGCUAGGAAUGUUGUCAGGGAGUUGACCACAGCCAUAAGUGUAACUAUAUUAUAUGGUCCUUCAAAUGUGAGUUUGACCCCGUCGACCACAUCCUACACUCCAAUAGAGGGACAUACUCUCCCUACCGUCACGUGUUCGUCUGACUGUAACCCAGUCUGUACCUACAGCUGGACAAAGGAUGGACAGUCCCACACAACAGGGUCAGAUUUACAGCCCACCGAUAUAGUACGUGGUCAGACGGGCGUGUACAGGUGUAUGGCCAGUAAUAUAUACGGGAGUCGGACAUCUAGUGACGUCAGUGUUACUGUAAACUAUGGGCCAGGAGACAGCCUAACGUUCGAACCGAUGCAAGAUGUAGUAGAGAGGUUUGAAAACCAGACUGUCCCAAACAUAAAAUGCUUUGCUGACUGUAUACCCCCAUGUACGUAUAGCUGGUCCAAAUCAGGUAAAGUUCGUCCAAAUCCACUGUCUCUGUCGAAGGUCACGAGGAACAACGCUGGAACAUACACGUGUACAGCUAACAACAUCAUCAGCCGAGGAACAAAAAGCUGGCAACUAAUCGUCAAAUUUCCUCCUGAAAUAGACAGCCUUGAUUACAACCAAUGA